ACAGAUUCUUUCCUAGCAUAAAGAGCAUAACAGAACUCUCUCAGUCGAGUAACAUGCGGUUCAUGCAGUUCAGGGCUCACGACAAGUACGCCCUUCAUCUAAGCAAAAUGGAAAAGAGGGAAAAGGAGAGAGGCUCGCACAUAUCGUAUAUGUUUCGAUUGCCCUUCGCUGCUGGCAGUGUUUUUAGUGCCUCCAUGCUAGACACACUCCUGUACCAAGCAUUCGUCAAAGACUACAUGAUAACGUUCGUCAGAUUGCUCUUAGGCGUGGAUCAAGCGCCAGGCUCCGGCUUUUUAACAUCGGUAAGAAAUCUUCAGUCCAUUUACCAGGUCUAAAAAUAUU
Messenger RNA from Ceratina calcarata, 342 nucleotides. RefSeq names its product potassium channel subfamily T member 2-like. The record is from RefSeq and is a predicted model, not a curated record. Gene Ontology annotation, cellular component: plasma membrane. Gene Ontology annotation, molecular function: outward rectifier potassium channel activity; intracellular sodium-activated potassium channel activity. Bases 54 to 335 code for a protein of 93 amino acids. NCBI's taxonomy places the organism in Eukaryota, Metazoa, Arthropoda, Insecta, Hymenoptera, Apidae. Gene Ontology annotation, biological process: potassium ion transmembrane transport. The transcript is spliced from 2 exons.